This is a messenger RNA of Lolium rigidum, 3364 nucleotides long. RefSeq lists its product as uncharacterized. The transcript is spliced from 2 exons. The coding region runs from base 23 to 1189 and encodes 388 amino acids. The record is from RefSeq and is a predicted model, not a curated record. Lineage: Eukaryota; Viridiplantae; Streptophyta; Magnoliopsida; Poales; Poaceae.
GUUUGUGAAACAGCAACACCUGAUGAAGUUCCGCAAAGGUGUCAAGGUGGAGGUGCUACAGAAGGCGGAGGCACCGUUCGGUUCCUGGAGGCCUGCCACCAUCGUUUCUGGCAAUGGGCACACCUAUCUUGUAAGCUAUGAUGAACGUCCUUUCGACGGUGGUGUAGACGUGGAAAGGAUUCCAAGAAAGGCGUUGAGGCCUUCUCCACCGCCCUCAGAUGGCCAGGUGUGCUGGGUCCCAGGCGACAUCCUUGAAGUCUUUGACAGCUAUUCAUGGAAGGUUGCGGAAGUCGUGAGAUUGCUUGGUCAGGAGUUUUAUCUCGUCAGGCUCCUCGGAUCCUCCCAAGAAAUGAGAGUACACACAUCCAAUCUUAGGGCAAGGCAGCUUUGGCAAGACGGCGAUUGGGUUGCUCUUCCAAAGGAUUCUGCAAGAUGUGCUGGUGGUUCACUUAGGAGUCGGACAAAAGGUGGAAACUCAGGGGGCAGUCAUCUUCUGCUGAAGGACAAGGUUGUGUUGGAGGGCAAUAUGUCUCGAGGCAUCAAGAGGAAAUCAUCUGCUGCAUCAGCUUUCCCUAUGCAGCGCAGUGAAGUUACUAAGAAGUUUCAGACUUCUCACAGAGAUGGAAGACGCCAAUAUCUUGGUCCUGGAGAUUCUCUUCGUUUGAUGGAUAAGGUAGAUGCUGUUGAUUCCCCAUGCUUAAUGCUGGGUGAAAAAUGCAUGCAUGAUUCCUUAAAUAACAGAGCUAAUGGUUUUCCUAAAACAAACUUGGCAGCGGUUAACACUUAUGUUGAUUAUCAGUAUCCUGCUGUAACAACUCAAGACCGCGAUACUGAUAGUGCCGCAUCCUCUGUUGGUAGUUGCAGUCCCUACGGUAGCCCCUAUAGGCCAGCACAUCCUCAAGAGUAUGACAGUGAAGAUAUCUGUAGUAGGAAUGAUGACAAUGAUGAUGAAGCUUCUACAUCUGGAAGAGAAUCACCUCUUCCAAUGGAAGGAGGUCUCAAGGAAGAAACCCAUCUGCUUGAGUUGCAUGCUUAUCGUGCAACAAUGAUGGCACUAUAUGCUUAUGGAUCAAUUAGCUGGGAGCAAGAGGCUUUGAUGACUAAUCUGAGGCUUACACUGAACAUCUCAACUGAUGAACAUUUAUCAGAGUUAAGAAAUCUGGCUUUCUCUUCAGUUUGUUCUAGAUAGCCAUAUUAAACAGUUACAAAUGAAGAGACUUAGAAUUUGGUUGUUAUGUUGUCAUACCACUUACUUUAGAAUAGUGGAAUUAUGGUUAGUGUGGACUAUGAAGAUACCAUUCACUUGUUGGAGUACUUGACGCUCUGUAUUAAUCAUGUAGAAAGGGGGAACUUUUGUACAAUAGUUUCCUUAAUUUGUCAAUGCAACUUUUGCCCCCACUGAGUCAAGUUUUUUUUUAAUUGAACCAACUGUCUUCUCAAUUCAUAUUAUCUUGUAUUGGUUUUGUGCCGCUGUAAGAAAGCCCUUGACAUGUGGUAUUAGAAUCCCCUUGAUGGUACCAUGUUAUACCCCUUUAAAGUCUGUGAUAAGUUGUUGUAAUUCAGUGACAUAACAUGGCAAUGAAAUUUCAGUUCUGCUAGUGUUCAGCAAACAACUUUCAUGUAUUCAAUUUGUUACUUGAACUUGAACUAGCCUAUUUUACCAUGCUGAUGUAUUUUCCACCUUUGCUAGAUCUUCUGUUUAAUUGUGCAAAGAUGGAGCCAAUACUCCAAAUCUCCAAUGUAGGCAAAGCACCUUUAGUUAACUGUAUCAGCAUGUGUAACCUGACAGUUGACCAACAUCCUAGCUUGUAAAACACCUUUGCUCACAGCAUUAGAAGCCAUCACUAAAUUUGGAUGAUUUGUUCUCCCUUUUCCGGUGGUGUGAAAUUGCAACAGAAAUAAUAGGGAAAGAUGUCAUCUGAUGCUUUUCAUGCAUUUUCCAGGGCCGAAGUUGGAGGCUUGUAAAGCAUCCUUCGUUAGGUCUGUGUUGAUGGAGGAGUUUGUCACAUGGUUUAUGUGGUGAUCAAUGUGGCAACAUUUCCAUCAAACCUUGGUUGGUAUCUAUUUUAUUUUUUCGUUUUAUUGUCUUUCUUUUUAGCUUCUUUUCUGGCUCUACUAGCUUUGUUUUUGCAAGGAUACUGUUCAGGAAAUUUUGUUUGACAAUAGUGAACAAAUAAGUUAAUUGUACCAUUCAACAUGCAGUAGUAUGUUUGCAAACAAUAAUGCUAAUGUCAGUACAGAGAACCACUAACUUUUUCGUCACACUUUAUUGGAAUUUCGGAUAACUGUAAUUAGUUUUGAUAUAUUCUUAGGUUGGUAAAAGAAGUAAUUGGUUGUCAUAAUUGCACAAUGUGCUCUCUUUGGUUAAUUUCCAUAUGAAUAGAGGUUUGAUUAAGUCGAAAAGCUCAAUAAGCAUAGGCAUGGUGCUGGAUUUUAGGUUGAUAAAUUUAGAUAUCAGUCAUACCACGCAGAAGUGUGCGAUUUGUUGAAGUAGCCUUACAGAGAUCUAUCUUGGUCACAGUACUCUUGAAAUGGUAGGUCUCGGAAGCUCAUCUGUAAGAGUUAAUAGCUGGUUUUUGCUUUGCAAGAGUUCAUAUCGGCCAAAAGAUUAUGUGGAGUAUUCUGAGAAAUAAGGGAGAGUACCCUUAAUGAUAGACUUAUUGGCUUUGGGCAACGUGGGCGGUGAUCUAAAAAAGCUGAUUACUUGAUGUGGACAGUGAGAGGUAAGUAGGCAUAUUGUUAACCCUCAGCCCUCAGAAGUUCUACGGUUUGUUAAUUUCCUGACACAUGGUCUAUCCGUGUAUGUAAAGUGCUUCUCUGAAAGGUGCUGGCUGGGAUGUUACUAUAUGAUAUUUUAUUUCCUUACAAGCACUUAGGGAGGCUAAUUUUGUAUUCAAUAAAUGUAAAGUACUCUGAAAUAUAGUGCUCCUCGGAUUUGUUUGGGUCUUUUACGGUUUUACCUACAUGUCCUUUUAGUUAGUCUCUCAGUAUAAGAAAAUCCUAAUCUGUCAGUGUCCUUCUGAUACUUUUGUGUUCAAGAACAUUGAGAUGUUUAUAUUACUUUAUGUCUGAUGGCAAUGCUUGUCAAUCCUCAUCCUCCUACCUCAUUUGCUGGUAUUACUGAUUCUCCUUUUCUCUUUGCAAGUAUGUUUGUGUGUGGUGUUGUGACAAUAAUGGUUCAGUUUAUGAUAUGUUACACUAUUCAGUCUACCAGUCCCAAUACAACUGGCACAAUGCUUCUCAUUUAUACUUGUCUAAAAAUUAAGGAGUUGGAAAAAAUUGAUGGGAUAAAGUUGUAAUUUAUAGUAUACACUUGACCACUAACAAUGUAAGAUAUUUAACAGAAACAUAGAUAUCUGUUUCA